AAGGUUAGAGAAGGGAAUAGGGCUUAAAUACCCCCUCUGUUUAGGCUGGGCCAAAAGGCCCAAGCCCUUAGAUAGCUGAGGCAAAGAAAAGAGAUCAGUCCCUAUCACUCACGUGACCAAAAUGGAGAAACAGUCUCAGGGGCCUCCACCUUCAGCUUCAGCUUCCUUUAGAGCAAGCUUCUCAGAGCACAACCUCUCAGAGCACAACCUCUCCAACCUCCUCUCAGUCCUCAGACCCCGCUAUCCUUAAGGAAACCAUCCAAGUUCCCUCCCCUCAGUUCUCACAUCUAACAAUCACUGUCCGUGUCUUCCCUGUGCCAAUAGUGGCUCUAGCUUAACCCAGGACCGCCCAGAGGUCUGUGGCUUUGCACAUGUCUGUUGAAGGUCAUAUUCUCAAAUAAUUAAAUCUUGAUCCUUUGCUGCAGCCCUUCCUAAAUCCUGUUACCCUGAGCAGGGUGGAGAUUGGAAGUUCCAAGACCUGGUUCUGUCAUUCCAAGUAUCUCUAUUGUAUCAAUUCUAAAAUCAAUCAUGACUCAAAGAAUUUCCUGUUCUAUGCUUAAGCAUAGGUCAAAGCCCUUUCCAUUGUUUAGCAAAAGGUUUCUGUCCUAAAGUAAUCUUAAGUAGGGAGGAGAAAGACCCUCCCAUGUCAAGGGGGUUAACAUUCCAAUAGACUAUCAGUAGGAAAUUUUUCAAGUAUGAAAUUUCCCAAUGGUGAAAUUUCCAACAUUUAUAAGUCUAAGAAAUUUUAAGGUUUACACCACAGAUCCAGCAAAUAAAAAAAAGGAUUAAGAAUACAGCCAAUGAGGGAGGGUAAAGAAGGAAAAAUAUGAGUAAACAACAGAAAAAAAAUUACAGUUGCUAGAUAAUGAACAAAGAACAAAUGGAACAGAGGAGGACUAAGGAACACCAAACAAAAACACAGAAACAAACGCCAGCAAUUAGGCUUUUGGAAGAAAUUUCAAAAAACAAUUAAGAGAGGCUGAAGACAAUUGAGAAAAGAGCUUAAAAAGCAAAACAGGUUAUCUGGAAACAGGCAUAUGAACUAAAAGAACAAAAUAGUUUCUUGAGAGCCAGAACUGACCAGCUUGAAAAUGAGGCAAAGAAAAUGAAAGAUGACCUACAAAGAAAAACAGAUAAAAAGGAAAAGGAUGAUCCAAAAGCCAGGGAUGAAAUUCGGUCAUUAAAAAUUAGAAUCCAACAAUUAGAUGCAAAUGACUUCAUAAGGCAGCAAGAGUCUAUAAAACAAAAUAAAAAGAAUGAAAAAUUGAAGAAAAUAUGAAACACCUCAUUGAUAAAACAAUGGGCCUGGGAAAAAGAUCCAGGAGAGACGAUUUAAGAAUUAUUGGACCACUAGAAAAUCAUUACAAAAGAAAAAUCCUGGAGAUCAUUCUACAGCAAAUUAUCCAAGACAACUGCCCUGAUAUUCUUGAAUAAAAGGAUAAAAUGCCCAGGAAUGUUAUAGCCAAAUUCAAGAACUUCCAUACCAAGGAAAAGAUACUACAAACUACUAAAAAGAAACUAUGAAGAUAUCAUGGAGCCACAGUUAGGAUAACAUAGGACUUGGCUGCAUCCACACGGAAGGACAAGAAGGCAUAGAAUAUGAUAUUCUGGAAAGCAAGGAAACUAGUUCUACAACCAAGAAUCAACCACUCAACAAAAUUGACUAUAUUCUUGCAGGGGAAAGUAUGGUCAUUUAAUAAAAAUGGAAGACUUCUAGGCAUUCCUGAAGAAAAUACCUGACUUAAGCAGAAAAUUUGAUGCCCCAACACAGAAUUCAAGAGAAUCAUCAAAAGGUUUUAGUGGUAUCUGAAGGACCCCAUCUGCCAUUGAGUCCUAUGCUUUACAGUUCAUCAGAGCAGAGAAGUUAAUACACCUGGGGGAAGGGGCAGAGUGCAGAAAGCAACAAGAAAGAUACAGAGACAGAGACUAAAGUGAAAAGGAAAGAAGACAAAUUUGAGACAUAAGAAUAUAGGAAGUGAGUUUAUGGAGGCCAAGCCAAAAGUGAAACCUGGUAAUAAACUUAGAUCAGAAUCAGAAGAAGUAAAACUGCAGAAAGUCAGCAAGCAGAUUGUCCAAAAUGCCAUCCUUCGAGCUGUACAACAAGUCUCCCAGGAGAUCCAACAAAAAAAGGAAGGAAUUGCCUCAAUCAACAGGAUCGGGCUGCAGCUAGAGAAAUCCUUUGGAGACACCAAGCAUUCCUAUCACCAUCUCAAGUCUUGAAAUAAUCAGGUCCUGUGAUCAUGAGAAUCCCAAUGUGCUAUACUUUCUGUGAUGGAUGGGGUAGAUACUAGCAGAAGAAUGAAGACAAUCUCUUCUCCGCUCUGUUAGAUGGUCUCCUACAGUGCACAGAUGGAAUAAAGUCACAGCAAAAGAGGAUUAAUUUAAAUUUAGCUUGCAACCCAAAGAUCCACAACAUUUUAUAGCAAAAUGGGUGGUAGUCAAAAUUUAAGAACUUCUAUAGGAAGAUGUGUGUGCUGUGAGAAUAUAUUGCAUAGUGGAAAUAAAAAUAUUUUGAGGAAAUACACAUAAAUAAAUGCUUGUAGCCUGUGCUUGUAGCCUGAAAAUAAAUUGGUGUAAUCUAUUUCUCUGAAAGCAUCUCCAUUUAAAUACUGUUAGUGUCUGUCUUAUUAUUAGGAAUUAAGUCUAUCAGUCACUUUUCCUGUUUGAUGUGUACUUAUGUUCAUGUUUCCAAGGCAAUUGGGAACAUCUCUAUGGCUCAAUAUGACAAUGCUCAAACCUCUGUAUCUGAAUGUUGUUUGUAAUUAAAUACUUUGUCCUUA
Monodelphis domestica (gray short-tailed opossum) is the source of this 2780-nucleotide messenger RNA. It is a transcript of the gene AKAIN1, whose product is annotated as A-kinase anchor inhibitor 1. The record is from RefSeq and is a predicted model, not a curated record. NCBI's taxonomy places the organism in Eukaryota, Metazoa, Chordata, Mammalia, Didelphimorphia, Didelphidae.